UUGAAGGACUUCUCUUUUUGGUCAUAAACCUCUCGCGUUUGCGAAAUUCUACUGCCAUUAGGCAGAAUACACUUCUGGCUAUUCACUCCGAUUUCCCCGCUAACUCUUCUCCCCUGCCACGUCGUUGCUCCACCUUCUUCACAUCUACUUCCGCAUUCUGUUACCGCCGUCCUUUGCCGUCUGCUAGCGCCGUGAAGCAACGCUAAAAAUCAAUCUCAUCGCUUCCCUGUAACCACCGAGAUUCCUGCCCAGCGGACAAAAAGGGGCUGUUUGCCCUUUAACCCUAUGCAUCGACCCGGCCUCGCCGGCAGCAGCUCUCAGGGAACGACCGCUUAGUUGGCAUCAUGACUGACUUUGAAAAGAACCUGCAUCAGGACGUGGUUUCUCAGCUGCAUGAUUUGGCUGCUGCUGGAGACACAACCAGGCUGAAGGCACUGCUCAGAUGCUCCCCGUCACUAGUCAAUGCAGCUGCAGGGAAUGGCUGGACAGCUCUCAUGUACGGUGCCAGAAAUGGACACCUCGAAGUUGUGCAAGUUCUUCUUCAAGAAGGGUGUGACAGAUCCAUCAUUAAUAAAUCAAGGCAAACAGCUCUGGACAUUGCUAAAUUUUGGGGAUACAAACACAUAGCUAAUUUGUUGGCUAAUGUGAAAGGUGAUCAGAAAUCUAUUUUUUCAUCAAAUGAUGUGAAAGAAUAUGAAAAUUAUUUUGGCAUGACACUUCUGGAUAGAAGGACUGAUAAAAGAACAGAUUCCAAGUGGCUAAGUCAAAAACAACGCCAUCCAGAUACAGUAUACAUCCUCUUCUCAAAUCUAAGCCCCUUUGUUACUUUAGGUGGGGGAAGUGAGAGCUCACACCAUCCAGAAGUAAAGCUUUGCAGGCUAUACCGCCAGGAUGUUGAACAGUGCAUUAACCAAACUGAAGAAUGUACCUUGAUUUUUCUUGGAGUGGAACUUCAGUUUGAUAUGAGACUGAUGGCUGCUUGCCAUGGAAGAGUUCGGCAAGAUGAAGAAGAUGGGUUAGUUGCUUGGUUUGCUCUUAGCAUAGAUUCUGCUUGUGCUGAAAAAUUUAAACAGAAGUAUGAAGGUUGUUACUUUCUUCACCCGCCGAUGCCAGCACUGCUGCAGUUACCUGAAAAAGAAGCUGGAGUAAUAGCCCAGGCGAGAUCUGUUCUAGCAUGGCACAACCGCUACCGAUUCUGCCCAACAUGUGGGAGUGCAACCAAGAUUGAAGAAGGGGGUUACAAGAAAACUUGCUUGAAAGAAGAUUGUCCCAGUCUCCAAGGAGUUCACAACACAUCAUAUCCAAGAGUUGAUCCUGUUGUGAUAAUGCAAGUUAUCCAUCCAGAUGGGAACCACUGCCUUUUAGGUAGGCAGAAGAGGUUUCCCCCAGGAAUGUUUACCUGCCUUGCUGGAUUUGUAGAACCUGGUGAAACCAUAGAAGAUGCUGUUCGAAGAGAAGUAGAGGAAGAGGCUGGGGUCAAAGUUUCCCAUGUUCAGUAUGUGUCUUGUCAACCAUGGCCAAUGCCCUCCUCCCUAAUGAUUGGCUGCUUAGCUUUUGCAGUGUCCACAGAAAUUAAAGUUGACAAGAAUGAAAUAGAGGAUGCCCGCUGGUUCACUAGAGAACAGGUUGUGGAAGUUCUCAUUAAAGGAAGCCAGCAUUCUUUCUUUGUACCACCAAGUCGAGCAAUUGCACACCAGUUGAUAAAACAUUGGAUUGGAAUGAAUGCUAAUCUUUAAUUCAAAUAAUUGAUUUCUUUAAGUUACUUCUUCUAUUGAGUGCUUAAUUAGGAAUAAAUUAGAGCAAUUUGUCUUGCGAAUGUGUAACCAAGUGAUUUUCUGAGCCUUUAUGUUGGUUCCAGAGCCCACCUAUGCAAAUUUUUGUAAAUGUUUUUAGACCUGAAUUAGAUUUGGACAAAACCCAAUAAUUAUCACAAGCAAGCAAGUGAGCAAAAAUAAGUAGAGUUGGUGCCUUGUUCAGUACAGGCUUGUUUUUUGUUCUAGAAUGUAAUUAUUGUGCCUUUUGCUCUUACGUUUUUCAUGUUUGAUUUGGUCUUCCCUCACUGGAAGGAGUCACAGCAUUACAAAGAGGUCUGUCUGACCUUGCCUGCUCUUUGAAUUCUCUACUUACAUCCUCGUACUUGGCCUUAAUUAUUUCUUUCUCAUUUUUGCCUGUCUCCAGUCUUUAAAUUUGACUUGUCACAGAAAUCAACGUUCAGUGCUGAAAGCUUUACCAACUCUGGUUGUUUUCAAGUUAAUAGCAAAUGUAAAUAGUGAAUAGGUGUUACUUCGUAUCUUUUAUAUUAAUAACCUAAUUUAUAUUAAUAUUUUAAGCAGAGCAUUUACUCAUCCAUUCUGACUGGGCCUGCACUUACCCAAUUGUACGUCAGCCUGAAUUUAAAGGUAUAACGCAAUACAUAGUUUUUGAAAAGAGUGUUGGAGAACUAUCCCCGAAAGCCUAAGUAGUGGUGUUUUUGUAAGAUAAUAAUGUACUUAUUGAUGUUAGUCAGUGAGUCAUUUCAUUCUCUGAUAAUUAGAAAUGAAAUUACAGAGUAAUGGAGAAGGAGGAACAAGACAUAUCUCAAAAUAUGCACAAAGUUCUUUAUUGGAAAUAGAGAUGCUAAGAUUGUUCUUGCUAGAAUCUUACAGUUGAAAGAAGUAUAUUAACUGCAACUAUAAGACUGGGAUAGCAAUACAUUAAUUAAAAUAUUUAUUUAUGUGGUUUUAAUGCUA
Catharus ustulatus (Swainson's thrush) is the source of this 2729-nucleotide messenger RNA. RefSeq names its product nudix hydrolase 12 (gene NUDT12). The transcript has 7 exons. The record is from RefSeq and is a predicted model, not a curated record. Gene Ontology annotation, molecular function: NADH pyrophosphatase activity; metal ion binding; protein binding. Bases 345 to 1736 code for a protein of 463 amino acids. Gene Ontology annotation, biological process: NADP+ catabolic process; NAD+ catabolic process. Gene Ontology annotation, cellular component: cytosol. Lineage: Eukaryota; Metazoa; Chordata; Aves; Passeriformes; Turdidae.